Messenger RNA from Salpingoeca rosetta, 1482 nucleotides. RefSeq lists its product as uncharacterized. Bases 1 to 1455 code for a protein of 484 amino acids. The record is from RefSeq and is a predicted model, not a curated record. The transcript is spliced from 6 exons. NCBI's taxonomy places the organism in Eukaryota, Choanoflagellata, Craspedida, Salpingoecidae.
AUGAACGUGUCCCCUGCGUGCAGUCUCGCGAAGCAACGGCGUGCGGAGGUCGAGGCCGACGUGGCAGACCUGACAGAGAUAUGCGGGGACAUGGAGAAAGAGCUGGAACUGCUGGAGGCGCAGCACUCGCAGCUGCUAGCUGCCGCUGGUCGCUUGCAGACAUACGAGCAGCAACACCACACCCAACUCUCCAUGCUCCAAGCUCACCACGGCAGGUGUGUGUGUAUGUUGUGUACUAUGUGUGUGGGUGGGCUGGGUGUGUAUUGGGCCUUGACUACAUCCCCAGCAACAAAUAUAGAGCACAUUCAAGCCAUCCUUGCAUUCCCUGUACUCGAGCUCCCCUUUGUCGUGUCUGCUGUGAACAGCCUGUGUCAACAGAAGCAAGAGCUUCAAGCUCAGGUAUUGAGGCAGCGUGGGGACAUUGUGACGACGCUGAAAGGGUUCAUCGAGUCGUUGGGAGGCGUUGAUGCCACUGUGAAGGAAAACACAAAAGGCGCGGACGAGCCUGUUCCCAAGGACUCGAUUCCGGGCCUCUUUGGCUCCCUUUCCGCCUUGCUGCGAGAGGCCGAGGCGAUCGGCAGGAACGAAGGCGUUGGCAAAGCUGAAGCUGCCGCCGACACGAAGGCAACGGUGGCCUCGCCUGGGUCGUCGACCCUUCCUUUGCAGAUGGAGACAGGGGAGAAUGUGUCGUCAAUGCCGAGCAGCACGCCUGAGCAAGUGGAGAGCACAAGCAGUGCGGACGGUGCAGCUGAGGAGGCGUCUUCCACCUUGGCUGAGGAGAAAGAGGAACAGGAGAGCGACACAGGGAAGAAGAGGCAGGCCGCAGGCGCGAACGACCAGCACGGCACCGCUGUCAGCAGUCGUCACACCUCACCCAACAGCACCGAAACACCCCAGCCUCCUCGUCCUGUUCCACCGACUGUUUUGCAAAGGCGAGAGCAACAGCAGCAGCAGCAGAAACAACAACAACAACAACAACAACAGCAGCAACAGCAACAACAACAGCAACAACAACAACAACAACAACAACAACAACAACAACAACAACAACAACAACAACAACAACAACAACAACAACAACAACAACAACAACAACAACAACAACAACAACAACAACAACAACAACAACAACAACAGCAGCAGCAGCAACAUGACGCCAUGGUCUGGAGCCCAAGCACCCCGGCCCUGCUGAAUACAGCUCCAACACCGUCUCAGCCGUUCUCCGUCGCCUCGUUUGGCCAUCACAACGACAUGGCCCGCCUUACAACAGCACCAACAGCACCACCAGCAGCAGCAACAGCAGCAAGGCGACCACCGCCAGGGGCAGGGACAUGGGACCCGUUUAUGUCAAGCAGCAGCAGUGACGGCACUGGGGGCGGGGAGUUUGAUCCGUUUGCUGCGUCGUCUGAGUUUGGCGAUGCGAGCGAUGGGGCAGACGACGCACCGCUCUUCUAGUGUGUGUGUAUGUGUGUGUGUGUGGGG